Molecule: messenger RNA, 762 nt
Organism: Lachancea nothofagi CBS 11611
Lineage: Eukaryota; Fungi; Ascomycota; Saccharomycetes; Saccharomycetales; Saccharomycetaceae
Source: the annotation of a GenBank genome assembly
AUGCGCGCCAACACAGUAUUCCUAUUAUUUCACUUCGGCGUUGUUUUGACCGAGUCAGUGCGCAUGCCCUUACCACAGCCGCAGUUGUCAUUCCUUUGCCCUCCGAUCAAAGCGUCGCGAGUUAACUCUCGGAAUUGGAAAGAGCAAGCCACCUGUAUCAAUUUUAAAGCAACUCAAGAUCGAAAACCAGCAGCCUUUACCCUGAAGGUAUCUGAUUUUCUGGACUAUAAAUUGGAUUUGAACCGAUUCGGCCCGACAAGCUGCGAAAAGGGAAAACAAUCUUUGGAUUUUACCGUCACUUCGCAAAAUGGCGAUUUACUUCGAUCACGACACAAUCUUAAAUCCGGACGCACCGCGAUACAACUUACAUCGGCCACGCCAGAUUCCCACUUCUUAUUCUGUUUCAUAAACCUGGUCUACGACGGGUCUUGGAAAUCAAUUGACAUGCACAAAGAGAUAACUUUAACGUUAAUAAACCACGAAACAGCGCGGCCCAGAUUAACGGAGCAAAUUACAAUUAAUGCAUGCGAUUCUGUGGUUGACUCUGCUAAUAUUUUGUUUUCGUUGGUUAACGAGAGCGAAGGUCAAGAGUUAUUUCAGCUUGAGCAGGAGCGUCGCGAUAUUAGCGAAAACACAUUUUCCUGGCUCUUCAGAUUUCAGUCUUUACUGUUAAUAACGCUUUCAAUGGCAAACAUUAUGGUGAUAUAUUACUUGAGGUCUCACCGGAAGCCAGCAGGGCCUCUCAACGAUAAAAGUAGUUGA